UUCACCAUUGCGUUUUUGCUGGGUUUUGAAGGAAAGAAAGACAGCAACAAGUAAAGUUGAGCCCUUCAUUCUCUGGUUUACAACAGAUAUUAAAGCCUGUUUGCUUAAAGGAAUAUUUGGUGGGGAGGGUAAUGGUAAAAGGAGUUCUCGUGUGUGGCCAUUUAAACUCCAGGAAGUGGUGCUACUUCCUGUAAGCACUGACUGCUCAAGAGUGGAAGGAACGGAGAAGGAAAAAUGACUACGCGUUUUUUUUUCCCCUCAUCUUGUGAAACAAUUUCACGGAAGAACAGGAUUUGGCCAACAGCUGUCUUGGGUGCUUUAGGGCAGGAGUGGGUUUUGUAACAGGUGUGGAGUUUGGAGUAGAGCUUUCUUAAAGGUCACCCUUGGCUCUUGCCUUGCAUGAAGUCACAUUGUGUAGUUACUAGAAGGUGCUCAUGUAGAAUGACUAGAGAAAUACAAAGCCUGUGUAGGACUGCGGCUGCUGAACACAAGUUUGUCUAUAAAAAAACACUUCUAAAAGUGUUGGUUAGCAUUUAGAUAUUGCAGAUUAGUCUUUAGACAUCUCCUCUGUCAGAGGGAGUUGUCUGGAGGACAACCAGCAAGAUAUUUGCCUGACUCUAUUUUAUUCACCACUGACUCACUUCGAGGAUGCUGCAUGCAGUUUGUAAACUUUGGGAUCUGGAUUACUGCUGUCCCUGUUCCCUGGAACAUCAACAUUUGACUCUAUCCUGAAGGGCUGAGGGAUGGAGUACGUUAGUCUGCUUGCUUGAAUCCAGAGACUUGUGAGUUUGUAUUCAGAAGUGCAUGUGAAGCCUGAAGAGCAUCUGCUUUUUCCACAAACAUCAUUCAAGGCUGGCAGCUGAGACACGGUGACCUUGGCUAUGAUGUGGAGAUCUCCAAAUGGAGCAGAACUCUCAGUUUUGCUGUCAGCCUCCCCUCCAAUCUGUGCUGAUAAUCAAACACUGGUAUAACACUUCUUUUAAAGCUUGAUUUUGGUGAAUUCAUUUAACCUUGUACAUGACAGGAAUUGCGCAGAGUGAUGGAAUGACAUUAACUUGACCCUCAUCUUGGAGGGUGCUGAAGGAACUGUCCUUGUCAGUGCACAGAGCUGGCUGGGAGCAGCAGAGCAGGGAAAAAAAGGGUGUCUUGUCAACUGCUCUGCCAGUGUCCUCCCUUUAGAAAUACUGCCAGAGCUUAUGUGUUGAAGGUGAAGUAAAUACUAAUAAAGCUGACACAAAUUAAAAUGUCUUAGGGCUUCAGUGGAUUAAUUAAACGGUGUGUAAGGAUGUUAAUUGUGGCAAUGUAUUACUGCUAUCCUGCAGGACUCAGGAGAAACCAACAUGAGGUUCCACUCAAAUGCUUUUUGCCACACUGCAGGAGGAGGACAGUCUGCAGCGGGGCCAGUGGCAGCCCAGGAGGGAGCAGGGAGCCCAUCCUGAGAGGGAAAAAGCAGGCUUGGACUGGAGAGAGGCAGCAGCUUCUAUGAUUCUGUUAUAGCCCAACUUUAAGAUGGACCAUCCUGAGGUGCUAGAAGACUACAAAAGUGGACCACAAAAGAAGAUCCCCAGCUUCAUUGUGCCUGAAUGAGAAGCUAGAGGAAAGCUGUCCCAGGAAGCUGCCAAGAUCUUUGGCCUGUCCAGAGAACUGCUGCUGGCAUGGAGAAGGAGGUGUUCACACCAGCUCCUGCACAGGACACCCAGGUGUCUGCUCACAGAAAGCCUGUAUUUAGCAAGUGCAGAGAAAGAAAAGCUAAUAUUCAAAUGGCAAAGAAUUUAAUGAGGAACAGGUCAAGCCGUGCUAGAAGCCACUUCAGACUUCCAGAUCCAAAAACCAUGGCGAUGUGGACAAAGGCCAUGUCUGAGGGAGGAAUGUAUCUCUUCAGAAGCAGUACCUCAAAGGGCAGGGAGGAAUUCAGAGCUUUUCAGGCACACAGACACCCCUGAACCAGCAGACUGUCUACCGCGGGAAGGCAGUGCAGCAGGGAGAAGGACGGAUGGCUUCCCUGAGAAGAACAAUUCAUGGGAUUGUGUUCGUGACUCUGCAUUUAUGAACAAAGCAGUAAACCAGAACAUCUCUUAAACAGAUGGCUUGAGUGAUGGCUUGGGCUUUGUUCCCCCAGUCUGUUUGCUGGGUCAUUCAUGGAUGGAAAGAAAACUUACUGCUUUUGAGUCUUGUGCUAGAAAUUAGGUGUGUCCCCUGGUCCAUCUCCCCCACCUGUUUUUAAACCCACAAGGUAAAAAAAGUGCAAUCCUAUUCAAGAAGUUUGCAAAGACAAUGGGUUGACAUCAAGGAAUCACUUCUGCUUUGGGGCAGGAGAUGUCAGGAAAAGGAUUCUCCAUGCUAGAGCUGCUGUUUCUGCAUUGCAGGGGUCCAGGGGGCUGUUGCCAUGAGGAAGAUUAUGGAGCGGCGGAGAACACAGCAACAAGACACGUUCUUGCUUGGUGCAGGAAAGAGCAAGAAAGAGCAAUUUAUUGAAGGAAGCCAUUGUUUUAAAUAAGGUAGUUUGUGCAAAACAAAAUACAGAGAGAUUUUUGGUUAGAGAAGGAGACACCUUUUCUUUUUGGCUUUUUCAGGGAUCUUGCAGGUGUUUAUUUCUGUUAUGAUUCUUUCUCUUGUGUUUAUAGUAAAGAAGGAGCCUUUAGCUUGGGAAAAAUCUUAGCUGUGGCUGAGAAAGUUUUAUGGCCUGACAAAGGCCUGGCUAAAAUGUGCCUAGGCCUUUAGCAGUUUCCACAGGGGGCCACAUUUCUGCAGGUGUCAGAGGGGCCCAGCCAGAAAACUUCCCAAAAAGGGCCGUGGGAUGUUUAAGGCUGCAGCCAUCCCUGCUUCUUCCUGGGGACACACUGCUGGUGCAGCCAGACACGGCCCAGGCCUCUCCUUGCCCACAGCCCUUCAGGACAGCUCUGUGCACACUGCUGGGCUCUGCAUUCCCACCACAGGUGGCUCUGGGAUGGAGAAGCAACAAGUUCCCUUCAGCAGUUUCUCCUAGGACUGCUCUCCCAGCCAGGGCACCACUGCCAACCAUCACUGAGAUGUCACCUGCAAUGUCCCCACAGCACAGCACAGGCACCACAGUGAUAUGCCAGAACAUUCCAUUGGAACCUGCUGUCUGUUGAUGCCAGUUGGCCUUUGCCUGCCAGCUGGUAGGACACAGCCAAGCUGUCCAGGGCGAUGGCCAUGGAGCAAGAGUUCUCAUCCCUGCGCUUUCCACAGAAGCUUUGGAAAAUGCUGGAAAGUGGCAAGUUUCAGUCAAUUUGGUGGAGUGAGAGUGGAAAAUGUGUGGCCAUCAACAGAGAUCUCUUUGAAGUGGAGGUGCUGGGCAGGGAAGGACAGCAGGUCUUCCACACACAGAAAAUUAAAAGUUUCAUGCGACAGCUGAAUGCAUAUGGAUUCACCAAAAUGCAGCGGAAUUUCCAAAGAUCUGCCUCCCUGCCUGAAUUCCUGGCAGAGGAAGCAGCAGCUUCUGCUCACAGCCAGGAAGAUCCAUCCCUGGAGAGGCACUUCAAAGGCCACAGAGAUGCUGUCACUAGUGUGGACUUCAGUAGCACUAAGAAACAAUUGGUAAGUGGCUCAAUGGAUUCGUGCCUGAUGAUCUGGAGUAUGAAGCCUCAGAUGAGAGCCUAUCGCUUUGUGGGCCACAAAGAUGCAGUUUUGUGUGUCCAGUUCUCACCUUCUGGUCACCUUGUGGCUUCAGGCUCUAGAGACAAAACAGUCCGUUUGUGGAUCCCUAGUGUCAAAGGAGAAUCCACUGUGUUCAAGGCUCACACAGGAACUGUGAGAAGUGUUCAUUUCUCCAGUGAUGGCCAGUCCUUAGUUACAGCUUCCGAUGACAAAACAAUCAAAGUGUGGACAGUUCACAGGCAGAAGUUUCUGUUCUCACUGAACCAGCACAUCAACUGGGUUCGCUGUGCCAGAUUCUCUCCUGAUGGACGAUUGAUAGCAUCAUCCAGUGAUGACAAAACUGUCAAGCUGUGGGACAAAAACAGCAGAGAAUGCAUUCACUCCUUCUGUGAGCAUGGAGGGUUUGUGAACCACGUGGAUUUCCAUCCCAGCGGAAACUGCAUUGCCGCAGGGGGCACAGACAACACGGUGAAGCUGUGGGAUGUCAGGAUGAACAGGCUGCUUCAGCAUUACCAAGUGCACACCUCUGUGGUCAACAGUCUUUCCUUUCAUCCCUCUGGAAACUAUCUGGUUACUGCUUCCAGUGAUUCAACUCUUAAGAUUCUGGACUUACUGGAAGGAAGACUUCUCUAUACUCUUCAUGGUCACCAGGGACCAGCUACCUGUGUAGCAUUUUCAAGAGAUGGAGACUUAUUUGCUUCUGGAGGUUCUGAUGAACAGGUGAUGGUGUGGAAGACUAACUUUGAUGCUGAUUAUGGUGAAGUAGUGAAACCCCAGAAAUAUGGCAGCAGUGUGGAUGGGACUCAUGGCACUGGGCAUUCAGAAAUGGAUUGUGGCAUUCAUCAUAAGAAAACAAAAACUCAGGAUUCUGGUAGGACCCAGGAGCAGCAAGAGCAGGAGACCAGUCUUGCAAACACCCUGGAGCAUAUUAUAGGACAGCUGGAUGUUCUGACUCAGACAGUUUCCAUCCUGGAGCAGAGGCUGACACUCACUGAAGACAAGCUGAAGGAAUGUCUUGAGAAUCAGCAGAAAAUCAUUCAGAACAAAACAAACUGAUUUCCUAAGAUGAGACAGGAGGUGAAGGCUCCUGAGGUUUGAGGUUGUGUUUCUAACAGACCGUGUGUGACUUGCUUUAACAAUUUUGAGCACAUUCUAUUUUUCAAUUGGAAUGUAUAGUUAUUGCA
Ficedula albicollis (Collared flycatcher) is the source of this 4802-nucleotide messenger RNA. RefSeq names its product POC1 centriolar protein A (gene POC1A). Gene Ontology annotation, biological process: regulation of DNA-templated transcription; cilium assembly. The coding region runs from base 3169 to 4674 and encodes 501 amino acids. Gene Ontology annotation, cellular component: ciliary basal body; centriole. Lineage: Eukaryota; Metazoa; Chordata; Aves; Passeriformes; Muscicapidae. Gene Ontology annotation, molecular function: DNA-binding transcription factor activity; sequence-specific DNA binding; protein binding. The record is from RefSeq and is a predicted model, not a curated record. The transcript is spliced from 15 exons.